This is a messenger RNA of Fonsecaea multimorphosa CBS 102226, 1590 nucleotides long. RefSeq lists its product as uncharacterized. Gene Ontology annotation, biological process: transmembrane transport; carbohydrate transport. Gene Ontology annotation, cellular component: membrane. The transcript is spliced from 3 exons. Bases 1 to 1590 code for a protein of 529 amino acids. Gene Ontology annotation, molecular function: carbohydrate:proton symporter activity. The record is from RefSeq and is a predicted model, not a curated record. NCBI's taxonomy places the organism in Eukaryota, Fungi, Ascomycota, Eurotiomycetes, Chaetothyriales, Herpotrichiellaceae.
AUGCAUUCUCGAAUGUCAGACGGUGUCGCGCAGGUGGAGCACUACCAUGGCCGCCAGUUCCGAACUUACAACAUCUUGAUGCUCGUCAUUAUGGCUGUUGGAUCAUUUGGAUUCGGCUAUACCAAUGCCUGCAUGUCCACUGUCCUGGUGCAGCCUUCGUUCAUUCAAACAUUCAAUCUUGAUACCCGAAGCAACGCCAACGAUCUCAUCGGCAUGACAAACUCGCUAUACUUUGCCGGUGGGUUCUUUGGGUCUCUGAGCUCAUGCUUCUGCUCCGAUAAAUGGGGUCGAAGAUGGGGCAUUGCAGUCCCAUGCCUCAUCUCCACAGCUGCCGCUGCUCUCCUCGCCGGGAGUGUGGACAUUUCCAUGUUCAUCGUUUUCCGGUUCGUGCAGGGCGUGGCAGCGUUUACACUACUUGCGGCCAUUCCCGUGUGGAUGAGCGAGGUUGCUCCUCCAAGCAUUCGAGGUGCACUGGUCAACAUUCAUAAUUUUGCUUUGUUGAUUGGGUACUCAGUCAGUGGAUUCGUUGGGUAUGGAUUUUUUCACAUCCACAACAGCAGGAAUAUUCAGUGGAGAGGAAUAUUUGCGCUGCUCUGCAUACCGAAUGUGCUCCUGCUCGCUGUCAUGUACUGGAUUCCAGAGAGCCCCAGAUGGCUUCUGCUGCAUGAACGAGUUGAAGAAGCCGAGAAAACACUGCACAGACUUCAUUCGGCCGAAGAAGCACGAAUUGAGCUCAUUCAGAUUCAAUGUCAACUCCAAAUCGACAGACAUCUCCAGAGCACGUACUUAUCAAUGUUCACAAAGCCCUCGUACCGCAAACGCACCAUCAUGGCCUUCUGCCUGACGUGUGCGAUACAAAUCUGCGGACCACUCGUCAUUGCGGCAUACAGUCCUACCAUAUAUGGGCUACUGGGCUUCGACGCGAACAAGCAGAUCCUAUACACCGCAGGGUUCUUCACAGUAUCCAUCGGCGGUAGUCUCAUGUCCCUCUUCAUCGUCCAGGUCGCACCGCGCCCUCUCAACUUCGCCGUUGGCAUCAUCUUAUCCCUGGCUUGUUUGAGCGUCGAGGCGGCAUUGGUCGCCAAUUAUGCAACCACUCCAGAGUCACUCGCACAUCCGAAUCACGCGGCCCUGAAGGCAGCUGCUGCGAUGUUUUUCGUCUUUAUUGUGUUCCUGGAGGCCACUCUGGGUGGGACACAAUACGUGUAUAUCGGAGAACUAUUUCCAACUCACAUCCGAAGCAAAGGCAUGGCUAUCGGUACAUCGGGAUUGAGUUUCAUGAACACAAUUUGGCUGCAAGCUGCUCCCACGGCCUUCCGGACCAUUGGAUGGAAAUUCUACCUCUGCUUCAUAUGUCCUGGGACGGUCGCGGCAAUUUUGAUCUUACUCCUCUAUCCCGACACUAGAGGUCUUCCUUUGGAGAGCGUGGCCGCCUUAUUUGGCGACGAAGUCGGAGACAACAUCGUUCAGGCCCAUGAGAUAAAGAUCAAUACUGAUGACCUUUCUCAGAGCGAUCAAAAGGGGGUGAUUGGAGAGAAGGAACAGCCGAGAGCAGCUGUAUCACUUGAGCAUAUCGAGAAGACUGCAUAA